This is a messenger RNA of Trichosporon asahii var. asahii CBS 2479, 549 nucleotides long. RefSeq names its product gal4 DNA-binding enhancer protein 2. The transcript is spliced from 3 exons. Lineage: Eukaryota; Fungi; Basidiomycota; Tremellomycetes; Trichosporonales; Trichosporonaceae. The record is from RefSeq and is a predicted model, not a curated record. Gene Ontology annotation, cellular component: nascent polypeptide-associated complex; cytoplasm. Gene Ontology annotation, biological process: protein targeting to membrane. Bases 1 to 549 code for a protein of 182 amino acids.
AUGUCGAUUGAGAACCUUUCCCUCGAGGACAACGCCGCCUCCGGCACCACCGUCGAGAUCCACUCGCGCCCCGAGCGCAAGGCCCGCAAGCAGCUCGAGGGUCUCGGCCUCAAGAAGGUUCCCGGAAUCCAGCGCGUCACCCUCCGUCGCCCCAAGAACGUCCUCCUCGUCGUUGCCGAGCCCGAGGUCUACAAGGCUCCCGGAUCUGACUGCUACAUCGUCUUCGGCGAGGCCAAGGUCGAGGACCCCACUUCGGCUGCCCAGAUCGCCGCCCAGCAGCAGCUCCAGGCUUCGACUGCCGCUGCCCAGGCUGCCCACGCCGCCGGUGGCUUCAAGGACGGUGUCCCCAAGUCCCUUGAGGAGCUGAUGGGUGGAGAGGACGCUCCCGAGCUCGAGGGCUCUGACGAGAAGAAGCCCGCUGGAAAGGUUGGAGAGGACGACGUUAAGCUCGUCAUGGCCCAGACCGGCUGCACCGAGGAGAAGGCCAAGGAGGCUCUCGCCGCUGAGAACGGCGACCUCAUCAACGCCAUCAUGCGCAUUGGCUCUUAA